This is a messenger RNA of Exserohilum turcica Et28A, 477 nucleotides long. RefSeq lists its product as uncharacterized. Bases 1 to 477 code for a protein of 158 amino acids. The transcript is spliced from 2 exons. The record is from RefSeq and is a predicted model, not a curated record. Lineage: Eukaryota; Fungi; Ascomycota; Dothideomycetes; Pleosporales; Pleosporaceae.
AUGUCUUAUUCGUACAAGCCCAGGACGCCUUCGCCUCUGUCUCACAGCUACACGGCUGAAGAGAUUGAGGCAGCUCAGAUCCUCCUGUCACUUCGCGAUGCCGCGAUGUUGUCUGAUCAGGGUACUAGGGAUCAGGCAGGCUACAGCUCAGAAGAGACUGAAACUGCAGCAGAAGAGACUGGAAGUGAGGGAGACAGCGAGUCUGGCCAGGAACAGGAUGCAGGUGAGUCCGAGAAAAAGGUGUGGAAGAUUACGGUCACAAAGUAUUCGGAGUAUCCGGCCAGGAAGAAAGGACACUGUGGUGAUGGCGAGGGUGAGGAUGAUGUUACAGGGCAUAAGAAUUUGACUAAAAACGGUAGUCUGCGUGGGAAAAGCAAAGUUACCCCACCAUACUGGCUCUCCACAAACCAUGGUUUUUUCUGGGGAGCCAUGUGCGAUAACAGCGGUAGAGGUGAAGCGAAGCUUAUCCAAGGCUAA